Molecule: messenger RNA, 1340 nt
Organism: Sabethes cyaneus
Lineage: Eukaryota; Metazoa; Arthropoda; Insecta; Diptera; Culicidae
Product: threonine-rich protein-like
Exons: 2
Coding region: 57-539 (160 amino acids)
Source: RefSeq, a predicted model, not a curated record
UCCAUCGAAGGUUUCCUCAUGAGGUGUUGAGGUUUUGAUUUCCAAGAACUAUAAAAAUGUUUUCAAAAUUUACUAUUGGCUGUUAUCUAAUAACACUAGCUGUCCUAAAUGCAGUACCGUCUACAGAAGCUACUUUUGACAUAAUCUAUGAUUUGUUCGAUUCGCUGUUCGGAAGCGAUGAAGAAGAAAGCAGUGAGCAUGUUAUCAACAUUACAGGAAACACCACGGUAAAGGUAAUAUGCGAUGAAAAAUGUGAAAUAAUGUGCAUCAAUUGCACAAAAGUCAACGGAGAACCGACGUCAACUACAACGGGAAUGCCCUCCGCACCGGUAACAACAGUGGCACCGACAUCGGCGCCUACAACAGCAUCUAUUCCGACGACCACAACGGCACCGACGACGACAGUGGCACCGACGACAACAACGGCACCGACCACAACAACGGCACCGAUGACGACGACAACGGCACCGGCAACGUCAUCGACAACGACAAUGGCAUCCGAUGAAGAGACCAGCGCUAACGGGAUGGAUAUGCGAUGAAAAGGAAGGAAGUGAUAAGUUUAAUUAAAUUACAAUCAAACCCAGAAAUAGGGUUUAGUGAUAAUUUCCGCCAUAGUAAGGAAAACCAUUUCAAUUUUCAGCGUGUUUUUGGAUGGGUUUUGACGAAUAAUCGGAAAGCUCUUGAACUGAUUUGACGCAAGCACACUUACCUUCCGAUCCGUGCAGUGUAAUUUCACUAAAAAGCGAUUAUUAUGAGCAUUUUAUUGAAAUUACGCAACUGACUUUAUUUUAAAUUCGUCGUACCAUUUUUAAACCCGUCCAUCCAAAUUUUCCUUCGCCCGAACCUAGGACCGAACCAAUAAUCACAAUAAUGCAUGUACCAGGGGGUUUCCAGUUAGGCAUAUAACUGCGUAGAAAUCAUGGAUUAUUUUUGUAAUCUUCUAUGUCUUAAUUACGUAAUCAAUGGUAAUCAAUAUAAUAAUCUAUACAUAUAAAAGUGAGCGUGAGUAUGUUUGUAUGUAUGUUCAGAGGCGUAGCGUGACAUUGUGGAGCCCUUGGCGGAAACCCAAUUUGACGCCUCCUCAUUUUUUAAAUCAGGGCUCGUUCCAGGUUUAUUACUUUUUCGUAUUCGCAAACCCAUGGGUAUAAACGUCCUGUUGAUAGCAUGACUCUUCUUUAUCGACAGACUUCGCAGCCGGUUAUUAGAGUACAGGGCAAUUACGGGGCUAGUGCAACGAUCCUACUGACUCUGUAGCAGCAACUCCCAGCCGAGAUUCGAACUUACGACGACAGGCUUGUUACGCCAGUUAGGGCGGGGUCGUAUUCACCCCAUAUCCAAUA